Messenger RNA from Hydractinia symbiolongicarpus, 2038 nucleotides. RefSeq lists its product as uncharacterized. The transcript has a single exon. The coding region runs from base 422 to 1816 and encodes 464 amino acids. The record is from RefSeq and is a predicted model, not a curated record. Lineage: Eukaryota; Metazoa; Cnidaria; Hydrozoa; Anthoathecata; Hydractiniidae.
AGGGAACAAUAAGAGAUGGUUGAGACAUGUCAUUGGUAAACUCGUAAAUAGCUUAAGUUCAGUUUAUUUGACAUUUAAGUGGCAUACAUCGUAUUGUCAGCUGUAUAUAAAGAAAUUAUUAUUUUUUUAUAAAAACAUACAUUCAGCUAUACGGUUUCAAAUAUUUAAUACGAAGUGAAUAAAAGCAGAGACAGACAUAUCACUUUCAUAAUUUAUUCCGGGGAAUCACUGAUAUUAAAGCAACUGGCGUAUAUACAGGAUUAUUCAAGAUUUUGCUCGCGUGCCAAAUAAAGCUAAAAGUUUCAGAUUUCUUUCAUUAUAUUGAUUCUUAGAAGACCAAAUUGAAAGAACAUUUAAAAUAAAAUUGGAUAGUGACUGUUUAUAUUCAAAUAACAUUAAAGCUAGUCAUAGUUAAAACAAAAUGGUUCUUGUAACCGACAACAUGGUUGAUCUUACAGACGCAUGUCAAAAUCUUGCAAUUCGAAAGAAACCUAUAGACUCAAGGACGAACGAGAUUUUAGUUAUCGAGGCAGACGACUUAUUAAAAAUACGCGGUAAACUCUCAGAGCUUUAUCCGAACAAAAAGUUUAUCAUUGCACCUUGCAUGACGAAACUUUAUAUUUCUCGAGAACAGCAAGUAAUUGACGCAGAUGGGAAGACGUCGCCUGAUUGGUUUUAUUUUGAUACUGGUGUUUUAGCUAUAGUAUAUGGUGCUAGCCGCAAGGAUUUAAAAAUAACACUAUUUCAGAAGAGUUCAAUACGUUUAUUGUGGUAUAUGAUAUGGGCAGACUUCGUAACGGUUCAACCACAAACGUCUAAUUUUCAUGUCUUGAACACAAACCCAUGUUUCACUGAGCAUGUGGGUUUUAUGAUUGAAAAUAAAGUUGUCGCAGAUUUGAUAUUGAACGCUAUUAACUUAUUGUCAGAAAACUUGACAGAAGAUGUCGAAGAAAUUUUACCAUCGCGAAAUACCGAACUCCGGGAAAGUAAAUCAAAUAAAAAACAGAGUAUUUUACGCACACUUUCGUUACAUGGGCGCAAAUCAAAAACAUCGAAAUCUUUUGAUAGUAACACAGAAAGCGAAGACUUGUUUGCCAAACCACAUAAAAGAAGAUCGUCGUUACGAGAUUCGCUUUUACGAAAAAAUGCAGCUAAAAAGGCAGAAAGUCCUUUAGUAGAAAAGAAGAUUCAAAGAAAAGGAAGAAGUGCAACGGUAAUUGGCAGUCGUGACAUCGAUCGUUUAUUGCCGAAACAACUUCCAGAUCCCGGUUACGAGUCAUCGCCCGAAUCUCCGACUACGCGAGACUGUUCCUCCGUGCAUACAUUACGUUUUUCCAGGGCUGACUCUUUUCGUCAUGCUGUAUCAACACAAUCAUUCGAAAGCAGCGGAAACGUAAACAAAGACUGUACUGAAAACAACAACAAUAGUCAGAGAAAAACAUUGGAACGAAAAACAAGUAAAGAAAAUACGGAUGGUAAAGAAAGAAUUUCGAGGACUAUUUUUCGCAAAAGGAGAAUAUCAAGAAGUCAAUCUCUAAAAGUAAUUUCUCGUAAGCGCGAUUCACAACUGUCACAGAGUUCACAAGCCGAAGUGACAGAUGGUAAACAAACAACUGACUCAAAACAACACCAACGCGCGAUAAAACUUGUUAAACCGCGUUCGUCCACGGAUAGUUUACUUUUAAGAGGUGAAACAAUGAAAAGCGUUAUCGAAACUGGACAUGUUGCACGUUACGCGAGAGAACGUAAACAGUGGGCUAAAAGACUUGAAGUUUGUAGUAUGCCAUCCACUGAUCUAUGUGUUACGGAACUGUAAAGAGUCAUGUACUGUUGUGUAUAUUGUAAUUACUAAACUUGUAAUAUAUAUGAUUGCUAUUUUAACUUGUGCAUUUUUUUAUAAAACGGAUAUACCAAGUUUUGAAGCAUUUUAUUUUCUGUUUUCUAAACAGUUAGCACAUAACUUUUAAAUUGUGCGGUUUCGUUAAUUUCCUAUCAGGAGGAGAAAAGUGGUUAACCAAAUAUAUUUUUCUUUAUUAGG